AUGGACAGACCGGUCCUUCGCCGCUUGAAUUAUCGAGAGCUACGAGAAGUUCUUCUCGAAGAAAUCCACGACCUAGCGGACGAUAUGCGAUACUGCAAUACACUACCUGAGGUCAACAAGGCAGACCAUGAACGUCUUGAUGCGUAUCUUCAGACGCAGAAGGUUGCUCUGUUAGGAAGAUUUACCAGGCGCCAGACGUCUACUUGA
Molecule: messenger RNA, 207 nt
Organism: Penicillium paradoxum
Lineage: Eukaryota; Fungi; Ascomycota; Eurotiomycetes; Eurotiales; Aspergillaceae
Exons: 1
Coding region: 1-207 (68 amino acids)
Source: RefSeq, a predicted model, not a curated record